Molecule: messenger RNA, 4396 nt
Organism: Hyla sarda
Lineage: Eukaryota; Metazoa; Chordata; Amphibia; Anura; Hylidae
Product: protein mono-ADP-ribosyltransferase PARP12-like
Exons: 11
Coding region: 1-1614 (537 amino acids)
Molecular function (GO): NAD+ poly-ADP-ribosyltransferase activity
Source: RefSeq, a predicted model, not a curated record
AUGCAGAUAGUACAAAACUACAACUCCCAGCAUGCCCAGAAUGUCUUCGGCUGUGUGGGCAUGCUGGGAGUUGUAGUUUUGGAACAGCUGGAUGUACCCUGCUUGGGAAACACUGCAGUAUAUAUAUAUCCAAGGCAGCACAACCCAGAGGCUCCAAUUCUGAGAAGGAAACAGGCAGCCGACCAAUGUCCGAGAAUGAGCAACAUGCACCGAAGAGACCUGUUGCUUCCUACUCCUCCUACUCGGCUAUUCCAACCUCCUCCUCCUGCUGUUCGGCUAAAGCCACCUCCUCCUCCUCCUGCUUUUCGGCUAAACCCACUUCCUCCACCAGUGACCACUGCAACACCAGCAAAUCCUGAGAAAGACCCAGAGAUCUGUCUUUCUAAUCUUUGGAAACACUGCAAAUUAGAAGGGCAUUGCCCGGACAUGCAUUACUACCUGCCGUACCGCUGGCAGAUUAACAAAGGAACCAACUGGGAAGAUAUCCCCAAUAUGGAGGAGAUUGAGAAAUGCUACUGCGACCCAACGAUUGACAGAGUUCAGUCUAUUGAUUUUCUGACUAUGAGAUCUGGCGUGCACCGCGUUCGUCGCCUCUCCACCGUCUCAUCGGUCAUGAAGCCGCCUGAGUAUGUCCUGACCACCGAGUGGCUGUGGUACUGGAAGGAUAAUUAUGACAUUUGGACACUUUAUGGCCAUUCUAAUGAUGUGAUAAAUGUGAACUCUUCUGUGUACUCUUCAGACCUGGAGAACAUCUAUCUCAAUGAUCCCACCACAGUCAUUCCUUUCAUCGUGUUCAUCCACUGCUAUGAAAUGAACUUCCGAGAAAUGAAGCAGAAGAAUGUUCGGUCCAAAAGGAAGAGAGACGCGCUCAGGAGACCAAAAUAUCAAAGUUUUGAAGAUGUGAACUUACUGAGAGGAAGAACAAAAUCAUCAGCUCCCCAGGCCCCCGUGAAGACAGCACCCCCCCCCCCUGAAGACAGCAACGCCCCCCUGAAGACAGCACCGCCCCCUCCGAAGACUGACAUCUACCCGAGUACAUGGGACACUUCAGCCCUACCGGAGAUCGGCUGUCAGAAAGUUCCGGUCUCUGACACGUCCAGCGAGUUCUCAGAAAUUGUCAGCAGCUUCACCAAGACAGUCAGCGGGCAUGUGGUGAAGAAGCUGUGGCGUCUCCAGAACCCGUCUCUGUGGCAGGUGUUCCAGUGGCAAAAGGAACAGAUGAAAAAAAUAAAUCAGGGACAAGAAGUGAAGGAAAUGCGACUGUUUCACGGCACAGACACGGCACACAUAGUCGCCAUCUGUAAUCAGAACUUUGACUGGCGUCUCUGCGGCACCCAUGGCACUGCUUAUGGACAAGGAAGUUACUUUGCCAGAGACGCCUCGUACGCCCACAAAUACUCCUCUAAGGCUCCUGAUGGGACGCAGUCGAUGUUCGUGGCUCGUGUGCUGGUGGGAGACUUCACCAUAGGAAACCAACAAAUGAAGCGCCCACCGCAGAGACCCGGCAGCACCACGGAGUAUUAUGACUCCUGCGUGGACAACAUCACCGAUCCCUCCAUCUUUGUGGUGUUUGAGAAACAUCAGAUCUUUCCCGAGUAUCUUCUGGAAUACUAACCGCAGGAUGAGUCCCGCGUUAUCUGCCGAAACACCAAGAGUAGCACAAAUAGUAAUACAAGGAGGAGUGAAACCAAAAUGUCUCCCAGAAAUUAUAUCACACAGCGACUUCUACAAAAAUAAUUAAAGGGGAUCUGUCGUGAAUAUCAUCCACUUUAAGCUGCUGGUACCGGCUUAGUGAGUGAUAGUAACAAUACUUACCAUCCGCAGAUCGGAGUCUCAGUCCAUCUGUUAUGCUUGUUGUUCCAUUUAUGCAAAUUUCUAAGCCUCUUAAUGCACAAUUUUGUUACCUUUGACUUUUUGUUGCGUGCUUUUGUGGGUAACAGCAAUACCUUCUGGCCAGCAACGUAUCCUGAGCACGAGGACACAAGAAAUAUCACCUUUGACAUUUUAGACAUAUGACAUUUGUAUGGACUGUGUGGUUGUGUUAGAUUCCUACUGUACAUGACUUUAUGUGUACUUAUGACUAUGUGUAGUACACGACUUCACUGUGGACUGUACAUGAUGCUGGUGAUGGGUUGAAAUGUUGCUUCUCCUGAUUAGUUCAGGACAACCUCUACAAGACAUCAGAGAAUACUGUAUACUAUGACUUUUUGGUGUACAACAAAUUAUAUACAUUUUUAUUAUACUACAACAAUUAUAAUGCAGGUGGAGACAAAAAAUGGGUAACAGUCCUACUAGGCUAGGGUGAGAGAUAAGGAAAAGAACAGAAGAAAAAAUGCAAAGAGUAAUGAAAUAAACAAAAGAGAAUAAGAGAGAGAGUUUACAAAUUAAAAUAGCAUUUAUUUAAAUAAAGUUAGUGGAGUGAGGUCCUUAGCAGGGACUUAGGCGCUACAAGUGCUGCAAAUAUGGAUAUUUCCUCCGCAACUGGAGAUGGAUUGUGUAUAGUCAAUAGUAGAGAUGAGCGAAUCGAAGCAGACAAACCCAAAUUCAUUACAAAUUUCAGGAUUUCUUCGAUCCCCAACGAAUGCGAAUAUUGCCGCGAUUCUGUCGCGCAAAUCGCUUCAUUAAACUCCAAGGCUCCAGGACACCUAAAAAUACAGAUCCACAUGUCAGUACAUGGGGCAGGGGAUGUUGGGAAGGCGCGAAUGCGAGACGGGAAGCGAGGUAGGCGUGAUGACCCUGAAUCACAUGCGAGAUGCAGCCUAUCAUCAUUCAUUGACUCCUGUGAUGUCACAGCCCUAUAUAAUCGGCAGCCAUUUUGCGGCUGCUCAUUUCAUGCCAUUCACUGCAGAGGGAUAGGACGGCUUUGUGUCUCUGUGUGUGUUACACAGAGACGCUGAAUUGAUUAUACCGCAGCGUUCCACUGCCAACUGCUAGUCACAGCAGCGUUGUGGACAGAGCGAAGUGCAGUGCUUUGCUUGUUCCCACUGAGAAGGAUUUUGACGCCAUAAACCUCCCAGUCACUUUAUUCAGCAUUUUAUCAGAGAGGGGCCGAUAGCUUUUUGUUGCCUCAUACAUAUCAAAAAGCUGCCUGAACUUAAUGAACCGUAUCACAGGAGACAGGAAAGAUUUUUCAGUGCAAUUCUGUGUAUUUUUUCCACAAGAAAUCAUCUGCUGCUUAUACUAGUCUGUAGACGGUAUAAUAACCAGCAAUUCACACCAUUCCUAACACUGUGCAAUUUUUGUGGUGCUGCACUGUUGUGUCCUGCUGCCGUGCAAAAAUAAGUUUUUUGAGCGGACUGUAGUGCAUUUGUCUGCCCUCAUACGUGCAUACCACAAACCUUCAUCAAAGCAGUCUACUAUUUUGUAUCUGUAAAUCUGUAAGAAGUCUAGAUACUGGGAAAGUCCAUGCAAAAGUAAUUACCAGCUGGUGUUUUACAAAAAUACAGAGUUUUUAGGCUCAUUGUAGCGCAUUUUACUGCCCUCAUAUGUGCAUACCACAUACCGACAUCAAAGCAGUCUACUAUUUAGUAUCUGUAAAUCUGUAACAAGUCUAGAUACUGGGAAAGGACAGGGAAAACUAAUCACUGACUGUUGUUUUAUGAAAAUACAUUUUCCAAGUGUACUGUAGCGCAUUUUUAGCUCCCGGUGUCAGCUAGCAGUCGUGUCGCGACCAGCAACCCAGCAGCCGUGAUUGAUCGGUUAACUCGGUCAUCCACUUUCUCUCAAGUGACAUUCGACACCCCCAGUCAACAGUCAGUGGGUUCCUCACACUCAACCCUCAGUUGGCAUGGCCCUCAUGCUGCUGCUGCCACCUCCAGGCUCUGCCAUUGUGCUGCUCUAUGGUCUCCUCAUGCUAUUGCUACCACCUCCAGGCUCUGUCAUUGUGCCACAAUAUGGUCUCUACAUGCUAAUGCUGCCACCUCCAGGCUCUCUCAUUCUGCUGCUCUAUGGUCUCCUCAUGCUAAUGCUACCACCUCCAUGCUUUGUCAUUGUGCCACCAUAUGGUCUCCUCAUGCUGAUGCUACCACCUACAGGCUCUGCAGUUGUGCCACCAUAUGGUCUCCUCAUGCUGAUGCUACCACCUCCAGGCACUGUCAUUGUGCCACCAUAUGGUCUCCUCAUGCUGAUGCUACCACCUCCAGGCUCUCUCAUUGUGCUGCCAUGGAUACUGCAAAACAUAAUUAAGGUGCUGGUCCCAAGUUUCAGAAAUUCCUUGCAUUAGAGUCACUUUCAGGACUCCUGAGGUCACCUCCAGGCUGUGCCAUUUAGCCACUAUAUGGUAUCCUCAUGCUUCAGCCAUCUCCAGGUUGUGCCAUUCAGACAAUAUAUUGUUUUCUGAUGCUGCUGGCACUGCUGUUUUGGAUAUUACCUAUUUGGAUUUUUUAUGGUAUCACUA